CUGAAAGAAAAUCAAACAUGUUUUAAUCAGAAAUUCACCAGACGCACACCUGCAGUUUUUGUAAAAGUUUCCUUUUUUUCUUAUUGAAAGACGAUAUGGAAAUAUUUCUUCUGCCUGAUUUUCUUAUAUGAAUUAUUAUCAUUUUUAUCCUUAAAAUACCAAACUUUCCACUUUACAUUUUAGUCCAUGUGAUGAUGUAAUUUUUAAAUAUUAAAUAAUUGAUCAUUUGAUCUCAGUACUUGACUAGACAUUUUACCAAACACCUUUUUACUCUGAGUAUUUUCUUGAAGGCGUUUUUUAAUUUUUGCUUGAUUAAAAAUAUAUUAUAGUAGUGCUACUCUUACUCUGCCGACUUCUGCAAAUCUGCUCUAUAUUUUAAAAUCCCAUCACUGAAUAUUUUAAAACUCCUUCUGCCUCUUUAAAAAUCACUUCCACAAAAGAGGGAAAAAAAGUCCUUUGCAGCCAAUCAUAAAGUCCUGAGUCCAGCCUCAACCCAGAGUCACUCUCUCCUUCCUCUCUGCAGGAUGCUCCUCUUCCUCUCCCUCGCCGCCGCCGUCCUGUCUGCGGGCCGCGCCAUGGAGAUGAACCAGACCUCCAAGCUGCUGGCGGAGAGUUUGGAGCAGUGCUCAGCCUGCGACUUCCGGGAGCACAGCAAGCAGCUGCGGCUCCACAGCAUCCGCUCGCAGAUCCUCAGCAUCCUGCGGCUGGAGCAGGCGCCCAACAUCAGCCGGGACAUGAUCCGCCAGCUCAUCCCCAAGGCGCCGCCUCUGACGCAGCUGCUGGACCAGUACGACCCGCGGGUGGAGGACGAGGAGCACGCUACGACCGAGACCAUCAUCACCAUGGCAACGAAGCCCAAUCCCGUCCCUGCAGAGCAGCUUUCCUCCUGCUGCCUGUUCAGCCUCAGUCCCAAGAUCCAGCCUAAGAACAUCCUGAGCGCCCAGCUGUGGGUUCACCUGCGGCCGUCCCUCGCCGUCACCACCGUCUUCCUGCAGGUGUCGCGCCUCCGGCCGGCCAGGGAGGGAAACGGCACGCGGGUCCGGGUCCGCUCCCUGAAGGUGGACACGGAGGCCGGAGCCGGCUCCUGGCAGAGCGUCGACAUCAAGUCCCUGCUGCAGGCCUGGCUGCGGCAGCCGGAGAGCAGCUACGGCCUGGAGAUCAACGCCUUCAGCAACAGGGGAGAAGACCUGGCCGUCACAUCAGCAGAGCCUGGAGAGGAGGGACUGCAACCUUUCAUCGAAGUGAAGAUUCUGGACAGCUCCAAGCGUUCCCGGCGAGACUCCGGACUGGACUGCGACGAGGAAUCCUCAGAGACCCGCUGCUGCCGCUACCCGCUCACCGUCGACUUCGAGGAGUUUGGCUGGGACUGGAUCAUCGCUCCCAAACGUUACCGCGCCAACUACUGCUCAGGGGAGUGCGAGUUCCUCCACCUGCAGCAGUAUCCGCACGCACACCUGGUGAACAAGGCCAACCCGCGGGGCUCCGCCGGGCCCUGCUGCACACCCACCAAGAUGUCGCCCAUCAACAUGCUUUACUUCAACCGCAAGGAGCAAAUCAUCUACGGGAAGAUCCCGUCCAUGGUGGUGGACAACUGUGGCUGUUUGUGAAGACAAAGGUUCAUUUACCUGUUUAUGAACGAAGCGUCUGAAGGAAUGGCCGUCAUCCUGAAGACCGCCAGAAACCGUCCUCCAAACAAAACACCGUAGCUUCAAUAAAAUAACAUUUAAAGCAGGUCAAAUAUUUACAACUUCUAGUUAGGGUAGAAAAAAAGAAGUAAAUUUCUGCCAAAAACUCAGAAAUGUU
Messenger RNA from Xiphophorus hellerii (green swordtail), 1803 nucleotides. RefSeq names its product growth/differentiation factor 8-like. The transcript has 3 exons. Gene Ontology annotation, molecular function: cytokine activity; growth factor activity. NCBI's taxonomy places the organism in Eukaryota, Metazoa, Chordata, Actinopteri, Cyprinodontiformes, Poeciliidae. Gene Ontology annotation, cellular component: extracellular region. The coding region runs from base 525 to 1607 and encodes 360 amino acids. The record is from RefSeq and is a predicted model, not a curated record.